Molecule: messenger RNA, 2195 nt
Organism: Anoplophora glabripennis (Asian longhorned beetle)
Lineage: Eukaryota; Metazoa; Arthropoda; Insecta; Coleoptera; Cerambycidae
Product: zinc finger protein 2 homolog
Exons: 5
Coding region: 1-1698 (565 amino acids)
Biological process (GO): regulation of transcription by RNA polymerase II
Cellular component (GO): nucleus
Molecular function (GO): DNA-binding transcription factor activity; zinc ion binding; RNA polymerase II cis-regulatory region sequence-specific DNA binding
Source: RefSeq, a predicted model, not a curated record
AUGGAAAAUAUAAUACUAACAGCUCUAAAUCUUAACAAAGUCUGCAGAGUAUGUCUAAUGGAAUGUGACAGUAUGUUUUCAAUAUACAGUGAAUUAUUUGAAGAUAAUUCUGAUGAAAAAAUUCCUUGUAUUUAUGAAAUACUUAUUAGUAUUUCUUCAAUUAAGGUUCAAUCUGACGAUGGACUCCCUUCGAUGAUUUGUACUAAAUGCAUCGACAAAGCACAUAGUUCGUACAAAUUUCAACAACAAUGCAACAAAUCUCAAAUCCUACUUGAAACCUAUAUCGAACACAUUAACAAGGAAUUGGCGCAUGCUGAAGAUGUUUCAAAGACUAUAGAAACAAAUCAGAAAUACGGUUUGAAAAGCGAAACUGUUGAAUCAAGUGAUUCAGAGUUACCGCCAGAAUUAGUUUUGAUUAAUGAAAAUGACCUAAUAAAAAAUGAAGUAGAAGAAAAUGAAUGCGAUUCUCUGAAAAAUUGCAUACCAUUAGGUGAAGACACGGUAGAUCAACUCAUUAAGGAUAACUUACAAGUAGAUAAUUUAGAACUGAUUUCUCCUAAGAUUAGGUCGUUUAAUUUAGAUUUGAAGAAUGAGGAGGUUAGAGACUGCUCUGCGACAUCUAAUCGGGGAAAGUCUAUUAAGGAGAUACCUAAUAUGAAUUAUUAUAAGAAAGAAAAGGGUGAUAAAACAGUAGAAUAUGUAUGCAACCUAUGCGACAAAAGUUUCAAAUAUGGCAAUAGCUUGAGGAUCCACUUGAAGAAUCACAGCGAUGAGAAACCGUACAUGUGCAGCGAGUGUAAAAAGAGUUUUAAAAUAUACACAUCCUUAAUGCACCAUGUACGUAGCCAUUCUGGGGAACAGCCGUACGAAUGUAAGGAAUGCGGAAAAAAAUAUAAACAGUCCGGUACCCUCACAGCUCACAUGCGGAUACAUACAGGUUCAAAGCCGUUCUUAUGCUCAAUAUGCGGGAGGGGGUUCAGACAAGCCCCCGACUUGACUUACCACAUGAGAACGCACACAAAGGAAAAGCCGUACAUGUGUAACAUCUGCGGCAAAACGAUGUCCAUGCAAUGCCAUCUGGUCCAACACAUGAGAUCACAUACGGGAGAAAAACCGUUCCAAUGCCCAAAGUGCGACAAAGCCUUUCCCUCAUCGACGAGGCUGAAACGACACUCUAUAACGCACACAACUUUAAAACCCUUCAAGUGUCACAUCUGCGACAAGUGCUUCAAUAGAAACAGUAGCCUCCGAGUCCACACGAAAACACACUUGGGCGUCCGAUCUCACGCCUGCUCGAUUUGCAACAAAGCAUUCCUGUGGGCGCACUCCCUCAGAGGGCAUAUGUUAACGCAUUCGAAAGAAUCGGGUGAGAAGAAUGCACAGGUUGGUUCUACGAACGUUUCUAGUCCUACAUCGACCGUCUCUGCGCCAGGCAAAGAGGUGUCCAAUGUUAAGUUUAACACCAUGACGAUUUACGCGGAUUCGUCGCUAGAUAAAUCGACGAAUGAUUCAUUCGCGAUAUAUUCCUCUGGAAACGGGAAUCGAACCGCGUCGGAGACCUUUCAGAUAUACUCGGUGGGUAAUUCGGAAGAUACGGACAGAGUCGAGACUUUUACGCUUUACUCGGCGGAGUCGAAUGCGGACGAGGCUUCAGGUAUACAUUCCUCGAUGGUACAUCUUUCUGCGGUUAAAUUGUAAUUUACACACAAUUCUUUCUAGUCUGUCCGUGAACCAUAGCUAUUUUUCUCUUUAAAGUGUUACAUUAUUAGGGAGCAAAUGUAGAAUUAGUUGAAUCGCAAUCAAUUUUUAGCGUUCAAAAAUUUUUUUUUAACAAUAUUUGAAAAAUAUUAACUAAUUAUUUAAAUUUACGAAGCUUACCACUUACAAAGCUUGUAAUUGCGGGGGUUACAAAAAAACAUUUUUAAUAUUGCAUUCUAUACAGGGUGUACCUUUUAUACGUCAAUAAAACUUGGGGGUGGGUUCCUCGUGUGUUGCAUUUCCGAAAGGGUUUUUCUUAAUAAUUAUCUUUAAAUCGGCUAAAGAUGAUGUUAAAAUUCGUACAAUUUAGCCAAAAAUAUCCUGUAUCUAGCAAAUGCAAUGUUCAUGAAACCUUAUAUAAACACUAUUUUUCCCAGAAGAACCCACCCUUAUUUUUUUUGAAGUAUAUGAUAUGAAUAUUAUUUCAGUAAACCUAC